AUGAAAAGAUGUGUGAAAUCUCUAUUUCGAAUCCAAUAUCCCUUUGGCACUUCGAAAACAUCUCUUGUUCGAUCCCAAUUUUGGUACGCAAGUCAGCAUUGGAUGAGUACUCUUCAGCAGUAUACACCUCCGGAUAUCUCCGCCUUUGAUACUCAGACUUGGUGCAAGAUGAAUAAAGACUUGCGAGAGGAGGUCAUUGAAUACCUAGAUUGGAAAAUGGAGGGAAAUUGGAAUCAAAUGGGUGAAAAUGAAUCAAGAGCAGCAUAUAUCAUAGGCUUUGGGAAAUGGGGCCCUCGCGCGACAAAAGGAUCUAGAGAAGAUCAGCAGGACAUGUCCACUCCUGAGAUAAUUGUAAGAGGCAUUUUCAGCUCCAUACUAUUUACGGCUUUGGGCGUUUGUGUCUUAAAUUAUCAAAAGGAUAAAAAACUGCAACAGAAGCUAGACGCAUUAAGAGAAAGUAGUGACAUGCCAUCACAUUGA
Molecule: messenger RNA, 480 nt
Organism: Lachancea fermentati
Lineage: Eukaryota; Fungi; Ascomycota; Saccharomycetes; Saccharomycetales; Saccharomycetaceae
Source: the annotation of a GenBank genome assembly